AUGUUUGCCGGACACCUGGCCCCUGUCCUGGGCCUGCUCAGCGGGUCCUGGCUGCCCACGGGUGAGGGUCUCCUCGCAGCUCGGGAACCCCCAGCCACACCACAGACCCCCGGGGCUGACCCCCGGGGCUUGUCGGCAGAGGUCGUCAGCUGGGCUGCCUUCCUGGACCGGCAGAAGAGGGGCCGGCUGGGGACAAGGGGAUCCCCGGGUUCAGCCGUCCCUGUGUCUCUGCCCCUGGACCCACAGGUGGCCGCGUGGGAAUCCUGCAAAGCUGUUUCCUUCACACAGGUGCUGUCCCGGCCCGGCUGCUUAUCCACCCGCCUCCGGAACCGCGUCUGCUUUGGUCACUGCUCUUCACUCUAUGUCCCCGGCUCGAACCCGGGCCCCACCGUCCUCUGCAAUGCCUGCACCCCCGUCCGCCAGCACCGGGUCCCCGUGGCCCUCUGGUGCCGCGGUCCUGGGGCCUCCCGGCGGCGGCGGAGGGUGGAGACGUCGGCCCUGGUGAUCGACGGGUGCCGGUGUACCCCUAGGGCCUGA
Erinaceus europaeus (western European hedgehog) is the source of this 537-nucleotide messenger RNA. RefSeq names its product DAN domain BMP antagonist family member 5 (gene DAND5). The coding region runs from base 1 to 537 and encodes 178 amino acids. The transcript has 2 exons. Gene Ontology annotation, molecular function: morphogen activity. Gene Ontology annotation, biological process: signal transduction involved in regulation of gene expression; determination of heart left/right asymmetry. Lineage: Eukaryota; Metazoa; Chordata; Mammalia; Eulipotyphla; Erinaceidae. The record is from RefSeq and is a predicted model, not a curated record.